CCUCCCAGGCCCGUGCUCCAUCCACUCCACCAUGCUGCUCCCACUGGAGCUGGACACCAUUCACGUCCCACUUUGGAGCUCGCGGUCUUAAUCCCCAUUUUACAGACGAGGUGACUGAGGCCCGGAAAAGUGGACAAGUAGUAAGGCUGUUUUAACUCCUGGAUGUUUUUAAUAAAUCCACUUUAACAAGACAGCUUACUUGCGUCUGAAUCCAGGUGACUUCAAUUAAACCGACGCACAAGUAUAAUUGAUUAGCUGGGAGGGCUGAGGCUCCGUAGAGCAGAGAGAACUGGCAACUGUAGAGAAAGGAAGGACGCAUAUUAGAAGGUCCCUUGAGCAACCUGAGAUCUUGGAGAAAUCCUUCCUCAACACUGAGUUUGAAGCACAGCAGUACUAUGAACUGGCUACCGGUGGAAGAGAGCCUGAGCUUCCAAGCGUUCUUCCGGCACUCGGCUCAGAUGGAGGACCUGAAGUACGAAUUCAAUGCGAGCGGCGAGCUGCGACACAUCGAGACCCAGGGGCCUUACGUCUUCAACUAUUAUAAAAACGCCCUCGAGAGGAACAGCCGCCGCCACCGGGCCUUGGGCCGCUUGCUCGAACGGUACGUCUACGCGCUGCUGGAGCGGGUCUGCCGGCUGAAGAGAGUGUACAUUCCGACGGACGCCUCCGCCAGGGAGCCGAGGAGCUGCUUUUUCAUGAGCGAGGAGGCUCCGACUAACCCCACGCUCCUCGUCCUCCUUCAGGACCGGGGGAUCCUCCGAGCCGGGCAGUGGGGUCAGAGGACCGUCAUCCACGACGGCCUGCGACACGGAACCCAGAUAACCUGCAUCCGGAUGGCCUUCCACUGGCACUGGGAUGUCGUCGUCCUAAACCCCAACGAUAAUUUCUCGGACCUCAAGUUGGAAGAAGAGCGGGACGGCCUCCCGGCUCCCCCCGGGCCGUCGUCCCCCUCGGGGGUUCCCGGGGCCGGGACGCCGGACGGCUCCCGGUGCCUCCCCAAGAGGUGCAGCGGCACGCCCGAGGAACAUACGACUUACAUUUGGGACCAUUUCAUAUCGAAGAGCGCGGCCAGGGACGUAGCCUUCGUCUGCCACGGCUACGGGGGCUUAGUCUUCGUGGAGCUGCUGAGUCGGAGAAGGGGGGAAGUGAUGGGCAAGGUGUUUGCCGUGGCCCUGGUUGAUUCCGGCCACCACGUCGGACACCAGCUGGGAAGAGACGAGCUUCUGUCGGCCUGGAUAAAGCAGCACUGCCGGGAGUGGGUGACGAGCCCCAAGCGCCUCGAUAAGCCUGCGGGUUCCGUUUUGAAAGCCGACUGUCCUACGGUCUCCGCGGGGACGGAAAAGCCCGGCUUAGCCCUUUCUUGCAGUCUCCGGUCCAUUUUCAAAUUCUUUAAAACGGCUUUAAAAGCCAAGACGGUUGUCUUCUCUCGCGCACCGAUUGUAACUCGGAGUUCCACGAAAAGAAAGUUAUAAAAGCAUCAGAGGUAUUCCACACCUCCACCCCCCCCCCCCCCCCCUGGGUCCCCUUCUUCUUCCAUUCCCUUAAUCCCUGCUCUACAGCUUCCAGCGCUAUCAGAUCGUGGGCCCUGACCCGAAUUGCUCACUGGCUGUUUCAUCUUUAUUUUGUUUGCUUCCAAUACCUCGACUCGCAUUUGGCUUUUUGGAAGGGCGAGGAAUUCAAGAAAUUCUGAAUACCUCAGUUCACUGAUUCAUAUGGAGGAAAAAAUUUCCAACUUGGUGGAAGGGUUCGCUUUGGUUAGGCCUUUUUACCCCCAGCCCAGGGAAGUUAUUUUUUAUUAUUAUUAAUUAGAUGAUGAAUUUCCACCACUUAUUUCAAACUCAGAAUUUCUGUAAAGUGACAUGUUAUGACUUCAGCCUUGAUGUGGGCCAAAAAUUAAACCGAAGGAAAAACGA
Molecule: messenger RNA, 1913 nt
Organism: Ornithorhynchus anatinus (platypus)
Lineage: Eukaryota; Metazoa; Chordata; Mammalia; Monotremata; Ornithorhynchidae
Product: putative protein FAM172B
Exons: 4
Coding region: 396-1472 (358 amino acids)
Biological process (GO): regulatory ncRNA-mediated heterochromatin formation
Cellular component (GO): nucleus
Molecular function (GO): siRNA binding
Source: RefSeq, a predicted model, not a curated record